ACUAAAAAGUGAGCGAGACACACAGUCAGAGACACUCGGCUCUCUGCUGCACAUUCAAAAUAGAGUCAGAGGGAGGGGAGAGAGAGGGAGGGAGGGAGGGAGAGAGAGAGAGAGAGAGAGAGAGAGAGAGUCAGGGACACGCAGCGCUGCGAGGGAGAGCACAAAGAGAAGGAAAGUGGAGCAGGGGAGGGGAACAGGAGGCAGAGGGAGAAGGGAAAGACAAAAGAAGGAGAGGGGAGAGGACACGGCGCCGAUCGGAGGGGACCGAGCAAAUGGCCACGGAGGAGACGGCGGGGGGAGCCAGGAGAGCCACCAAGAGCAAACUGUUUGAGUUCCUGGUCCAUGGAGUGCGUCCUGGCAUGCCGUCUGGAGCGAGGAUGCCCCACCAGGGAGCUCCCAUGGGCCCCCCCGGCCCACCGUACGGAGGGAGCCCGGCGGUGCGGCCCGGCCUGCCCUCCACCGUGAUGGAGCCCAGCCGCAAGAGGCCCGCCCCCUCCCAGCAGGUCCAGCAGCAGCAGCAGGCCGUCCAGGGCCGGGCCAGGAAUGCGAAGAGAAGGAAAAUGGCAGACAAGAUUCUUCCGCAAAGGAUCCGCGAGCUGGUCCCGGAGUCUCAGGCCUACAUGGACCUGCUGGCGUUCGAGCGCAAACUGGACCAGACCAUCAUGCGCAAGCGCGUGGACAUCCAGGAGGCGCUGAAGAGGCCGAUGAAGCAGAAGCGUAAACUGAGGCUUUACAUAUCCAACACCUUCAACCCGGCCAGGCCCGACGCCGACGACUCCGACGGCAGCAUUGCAUCGUGGGAACUGCGAGUGGAGGGGAAGUUGCUAGAUGAUCCGGGGAAGCAGAAGAAGAAGUUCUCUUCGUUUUUUAAGAGCCUGGUGAUCGAGCUGGACAAAGACCUCUACGGGCCUGACAACCACCUGGUGGAGUGGCACCGCACGCCCACCACGCAGGAGACGGACGGCUUCCAGGUGAAGAGGCCCGGCGACGUGAGCGUGCGCUGCACCCUGCUGCUGAUGCUGGACUACCAGCCUCCCCAGUUCAAGCUGGACCCUCGGCUGGCUCGCCUGCUCGGCAUUCACACCCAGACCCGGUCCUGCAUCAUCCAGGCCCUCUGGCAGUACGUCAAGACCAACAAGCUGCAGGACUCCCACGACAAGGAGUACAUCAACUGUGACAAGUACUUCCAACAGAUCUUUGACGGCCCUCGGCUGAAGUUCUCUGAGAUCCCCCAGCGCCUCACCAACCUCCUCCUGCCCCCCGACCCCAUCGUCAUCAACCACGUCAUCAGCGUGGAUCCAAACGACCAGAAGAAGACGGCCUGCUACGACAUCGACGUGGAGGUGGAGGAUCCCCUGAAGGGCCAGAUGAGCAGCUUCCUCCUCUCCACCGCCAACCAGCAGGAGAUCGCCUCCCUGGACAACAAGAUCCACGAGACCAUCGAGUCCAUCAACCAGCUGAAGAUCCAGAGGGACUUCAUGCUCAGUUUCUCCAGAGAUCCCAAGGGCUACAUCCAGGACUGGCUCAUCCAGAGCCGAGAUCUUAAGCUAAUGACGGACGUGGUGGGGAACCCCGAAGAGGAGCGGCGGGCGGCGUUCUACCACGCCUGGUCCCAGGAGGCCGUCAGCCGCUACUUCUACUGCAAGAUCCAGCAGAGGAGGCAGGAGCUGGAGCAGGCCUUGGCGGUCCGCAACACCUAAGGCGAGGAGGAGGCCGUCGUUCACCGCACGCGUUCGGGUCGAGUCCCUCGGAACCGCCGGCCCGAUUAACGAAACCCCCCCCCCCCCCCCCCCCCCCCCCUCCUCUCGCCACGCUCCGCUUGUUCUUCUUUUUUUAAAUUUUUUUGUAAAUAUAUCACACAAAACUCCAGAACCGGCUGCUCGGACGCGGCAGCUUUUUUUUUUUUUUUUUUAGGGAGGGGGCGGGGUUUCUCACUUCAUGUUUUCCUGCCUGAAAUGGAUUCAUUGUUUGAUUGUGCGAGCGACUGUGUCUUUUUUUUUUUGUUCUCGUUAGGAGAGUGUGUGUUUUUUUUUUUGAUCGACGGUUCGACGCACGAAUCAAUGCGAUCACUAACCCGCGGAGUUGUCGCUUCCAUUCAUGUUUCGGGUCAGAGGAAUCCGUCCGAACCUCCGAUUGUGUCUCAUUUUUGCGUUAUUUGCCGGCACCCAGUGUUACACAAAUGAACCCAAGUGUUACCACUAGAAUAGUGUUCAAGUAUUCAUCAUGGCAUAAACAAUAAUAGCUUUUUCUUACCUUGAUAUGCCCACGUACGCGUUGGGGCCGCUGUCUUUUGUCUCACUGCCUCGUCCCCGUGGUGUUUGUGCGCUGAAGGUUUUACCAAAGGUUGCAACGAGAAGAAGAGAAGCACGAUGGCCGAAAAAAAGAGAAAUCCGCUCCUGGGGUUUUCCACUGAUUUGCAAAAACAUUUCCUUGUGAGGUGGUCGUAAAAAAAAAAAAAAUCAAAAAAAAAAUCAAACAAUCUGGGUCGUUUCGGAGGGGAUUCAGUCCCAAAGGUUUGCCUUUUAUAGCCAAUUAGGCCUCAGGUUUUUGUAAACAAACUGUAAAAUGUUCUUGCAAUGAACACUGAACCCCAGGUCUGCAGGAUUUGGUCCAUUUCUACACUUUUAUGUUCAAUGAAGAAUCAUUUUAGAGAUGUGAAUGUACAUAUGUGUUUUUUUUCCUUCCCUUAAAAGGGCCAACUGUAUAGUACACGACAGACUAUUAGUGUUUUUUAGUAAGUUACGUGGUGCAUUAUGGGAGCUCGUGAGUUUAAAUGAGUUUGCAGGAAUGUUAGUGUUCCUCCGAGUGCUAUCUCGGGUCGGGGGGGAUUUAUUUUAGGUCCACAUCCCGUCACCGCCGUGGGAGCCACGAAGACCUCCCUCGCUUUGAUUCUCAGUAGCUGAAACUCUCUGCUCUCCCUUCACACCUUGUUUUUUUGUAAUGACACUUGACUUUUAUGUAUGCGUCGUCAUAUCGGAGGGAAGACUUUUUUCUUUUUUUUAGGGGGGGGGGGGGGGGGGGUGUCGUCUUCUUCUCCGCAGUCACUUUUCUAGCUGGAACCCUUUGGUGGGGUUUCGUUGCACUGUGCUUGUAAAUCGGAUCCCGGGCAGACGCAAAACCAGUGGUGAUGACGACGUCACGAUGACCUAUGCAUGCUCCAUGGACAUUAAUCAAUACAUCUGAUGCGAUUGUGUGUGUGUGUGUGUGUGUGUGUAAAUAUAAAAAGCUGGCAUAGCAGUCUGUGUGACGAGAAGAAGAACUUUAGUUGAAAUGCCUUCGGGAAACUUUUUUGCCAAAAAUGAUGAGCCCUACCAGCAACUUCACUGUAGGUGUGACUUUUCUUUUUCUGAGCUGUGUUUUUUUUCUUACUAGGACUAAGUAAUAACUGCACUCGUUAGGGGGACAAAGCGUAGCCGUCUGUCUUUGUGUGUGGGGGGGGGGGGGCAUUAUGUCGUUGUCGUAGAGUCACUGAUUCACUUGCACCCUCUUCUGGAGGAAACUCAAAGCUGCGACUCCUGGGGGCGCCUCCUCAGCGUCGGGCGCCACGGCGUGACAACAAAGUGUCAACGCGUCUCCGGUCACUAAGCCAGAGACACGCUGUGGACAUGUCUCGUCCCUGCAUGUGUGCGUGCGUGUGUGUGUGUGAAGACGCUCCAUCUCUCUGGUCACGCUGUUGUCCGAAGCGUCACCUACAGGAAGGUGAUAGUAUACGUAACACUGUUUAUCUGUUCACAGCAGACUCGUUUGGUGAUUCUAAUAAAAAAAAGGAGGAAAAAAAAAAAAAA
Pungitius pungitius (ninespine stickleback) is the source of this 3785-nucleotide messenger RNA. RefSeq names its product SWI/SNF related, matrix associated, actin dependent regulator of chromatin, subfamily d, member 3b (gene smarcd3b). Gene Ontology annotation, biological process: regulation of transcription by RNA polymerase II. The record is from RefSeq and is a predicted model, not a curated record. Gene Ontology annotation, molecular function: transcription coregulator activity. Gene Ontology annotation, cellular component: SWI/SNF complex; nucleus. Lineage: Eukaryota; Metazoa; Chordata; Actinopteri; Perciformes; Gasterosteidae.